AUGUCGUUCAUUCUCCGUCGCCCAUUUGCCGUCUCUACGGCGCUCAAACACUUUCCAAAGCAGCCAAACACAACUUAUCGAUUCAUUCACAGCUCCCGUUUGAAACAAGCGCCAUCCUCCUCGACUCUGAAGCGGUCUUCCACCUUCGCACGAUUCAAUCAAACAUAUCAAAAUGCAUUCCGCCGGACAUACCGACAAAUCUCCUACCAGGAGGCACAUACGUCAGGAAACAGGACGCAAAAGCUACUUUAUGGUGCGGCCAUCGUGGGAGGCACCAUCGUUGCAACAAACAUGAUCUUCAACCGCGAAACGAGGGAAGAUGGCGGCAUGCCACUUUUCGAGCGGCAGUAUCUGAACCAAACUUUUAUGCACACUGGCCUUGGUAUCGGAAUAAUCGCUGUCGCAGCUCGCGCUCUGCACACCUCCGGCUGGUCUUACAGGCUGAUGGCCACGAAUCCAUGGGCGGUUGUCGGGCUGAGUUUAGUCGCUAGCAUCGGGACCAUGUAUGGCACAUUUUACACGGCUCCUGAGAACUACCUCCAGAAAUACGCUCUGUGGGGCGCCUUUAACUUGACCCAAGCCGCCGUCCUCUCCCCGCUAAUAUUCCUAUCCCCCGCCCUUCUCGCCCGCGCCGGCCUCUACACAGUUGGCAUGAUGGGCUCUAUCGCCUUCGUCGGUGCAACGGCCAAGCAAGAGAAAUACCUCUAUCUCGGCGGUCCCUUACUUGCCGGCGUUGCCAUCGUGGCAUUGUCCGGCAUUGCUCCCCUCGUUGUCCCCGCCACGGCCGCCCGAACCCUUGCGUGGUCUGAGCGCAUCUGGCUAUACGGUGGCCUCGCGGUCUUCGGAGGCUUUACGCUCUAUGAUAUUCAGAAGAUCUUGCAUCAUGCUCGCAUGGCGGAGCGACGACUAAUUAAGAAGGACGUCGUGAAUGAGAGCAUCAGUCUCGAGCUUGAUUUCUUGAAUAUUUUCAUCCGGAUGGUGCAGAUUCUAGGUAUGAGAGGUAACAACCGGAAGUAG
Histoplasma mississippiense is the source of this 1017-nucleotide messenger RNA. RefSeq lists its product as hypothetical. Gene Ontology annotation, cellular component: mitochondrial inner membrane. The record is from RefSeq and is a predicted model, not a curated record. The coding region runs from base 1 to 1017 and encodes 338 amino acids. The transcript has 2 exons. NCBI's taxonomy places the organism in Eukaryota, Fungi, Ascomycota, Eurotiomycetes, Onygenales, Ajellomycetaceae.